Trichoderma atroviride IMI 206040 is the source of this 2448-nucleotide messenger RNA. RefSeq lists its product as uncharacterized. NCBI's taxonomy places the organism in Eukaryota, Fungi, Ascomycota, Sordariomycetes, Hypocreales, Hypocreaceae. Gene Ontology annotation, cellular component: fungal-type cell wall. Gene Ontology annotation, biological process: carbohydrate metabolic process; fungal-type cell wall organization. The record is from RefSeq and is a predicted model, not a curated record. Gene Ontology annotation, molecular function: hydrolase activity, hydrolyzing O-glycosyl compounds; glycosyltransferase activity.
AUGCACUCCAAGACUUUCGCUGCUGCCGCCGUGGCCCUGGCCGCUUCCACUCUGGUCUCUGCCCAGACCUCAACCGACUGCAACCCUCUCCAGAAGACCUGCCCCAACGACCCUGCUUUCGGCAAGAACUCUGGCGACUGCGACUUCACCAAGGGAGCAUGCGGUAACUUCGAUUCUCUUCCCGGCACCACCCUCAAGUACAACGGCAACGGCGCUGUUUUCUCCAUCAGCACCGAGGCUGAGGCUCCCACUAUCCGCACUGGCAAGUACAUCUUCUUCGGCCGCAUCGAUGUCGAGGUCCAGGCCGCCGCCGGUGUCGGUAUCGUCACCUCUGCCGUUCUCCAGUCCGAUGAUCUUGACGAGAUCGAUUGGGAGUGGGUUGGAGGCGACAACGCCCAGGCUCAGACCAACUACUUCAGCAAGGGUAACACCGCUACCUUCGACCGUGGUGCUUUCCACCCGGUCUCCAACCCUCUCAGCUCGUUCCACACCUACUCUGUUGAGUGGACUUCUGCCGGUGUCACCUGGUUGAUCGAUAACAACGUCGUCCGUACCCUGACCGCUGCCAACGCCGAGGGUGGCGCUGCCGGCCUUCCCCAGACCCCUAUGCAGGUCAAGCUCGGAACCUGGGUUGCUGGCCGCAAGGAUGCUCCUCAGGGCACCGUCGAGUGGGCUGGUGGCUACACCGAUUUCUCCAAGGCUCCCUUCCUCGGCUACUACAAGAGCAUCUCCAUUGUCGACUACGCUGGUGCCGAUGCCCCUACCUCCAAGAGCGUCAAGGACUACAUUUACAGCGACAAGACUGGCUCCUGGCAGAGCAUCAAGGUCGAGCUCGGUGACGGCAGCGACGACAGCAGCAGCGACAGCACCUCGUCGUCUGCCCCUGCUUCCACCAAGACCUCUGCUGCCCACACCAGCGCCAAGGCUUCUUCCACCGAUGCUCCCAGCUCCACCGAUGCCCCCAGCUCCACUGAUGCUCCCAGCUCUACUGCUGCCCAGGCCACCACUUUGGUUUCCUCGACUCCCACCACUAGCAAGCCCACCUCUGGCGGCGCUGCUGGCAACGGCACUGGCUCUGCUCAGCCUACCGGAUCUUCCAAGCCCUCUGCUCCCCCUAUUCCCCACAGCGCUGGCGCCCGCAGCCUUGCUGCUCUCGGCAGCGUCUUCGCCAUUGGCGCUGGUGUUGCCUUUGCUCUCCUGUAAACGGGAUUUCCAACCCAACGAAAUCUACCCCCUUUCUUUGAUUCGCUUUGUGUACUUAUUGUUGCGGGCAUGAAAAGCAUGUAGAUGGGGCGGAAACGUUUGCGUUCGGAGAGAAAGAGCAGACCAAGCUAAUACUAUACAAAUUCGAGUUACACACACAACACCGCUGUUUGUUUCACUGUACAUCUGACAACGGACACGAACAUGUGGCAAGUGCUUGCUGUUCUCGACCGAGUAUCACAAAAAUUUCCCCAUUAUUUUCCCUCUUUUUUAUUUUCCCUGCAAAUUAUUCUGGAACGAAACGCUUAUAAUGAUCUAUUUUUAAUGGGGAGGUCUGCUCUUCUUUCGACCGAGCUGAUUUCUGGUAACGACGUUUGCUUGGAUUGAUGAAGAGAACAGGAUCGAUGAUAUAUUUGUUUUGGUGCUUUUUUACUUGCUUUUGAUUUCGCCUGAUACCUAUCCUUGAAGUUUGUUGGCUUGCCUUGUUUUUUUGGAGCAAAAUUUUUUUUUCGGCGCAUGCCCUUUCGAGGUAUUGCAGUAGCCAGUAUGUAGAAUGAAGAUAAAAAACAUUUUAUAAAUCUUGAGCCUGCCCAACUGUAAUGUCUAUUUGUGAUUGCUUGUUCCUCGUGUGUUCUGCUUGUCCCUGCUCGUGUGCUGUCAACACACCCUGGAUGCUAGCUAACUGUUACUGUAUCGUAUCUGCGUGAUUAUACGCACAAGGAACAAGGUGCUUGUUAGCAGUCCCUGCCUUAUCUACGGCCAAUUUAUCAUAUCUUUGCAAAUACGUGUGAAUACGGGGAACGGCAGCAGUUCAUUACGCACAACCGCGGAACUACUGUGAUUGAGGUCAAGUGUCGACUAGUCGGUGCUAGCCCGGCCAGCAUCCUCCCCCGCGCAUUAAUUAAAACGAACGGGCCAGGAUUUAGGCCCGAAGCGGACGAUGCGAUGCAGGGGUCCGGGGAGGAGAAGCUGUUCAAUUUCAUUUCCUUUUGGUGCCUGCCAAGAUUGGGAAGCGCCUUUGGCGGGUUUUGGUUUUUGGUCCCCUGCUUUUUGGGAUGUUCCCUUUUGGGAUGGUUCGUUGGGUGCUGCAGUGUAGGUGUGGUUAGUAUCCAAGUACAUGUAUCCAUCCGAUACGAGAAUUGGGAGAUGAGGAAUAUUGGUCUUGUUCAUACAAAGAGACAAGAAGAGGGAAACAGAAUAAAGAGUAAAGCAAGUAGAAGAGAGGCUGUGCUGGGCGAAUGACUU